UUAUUCCUAUUCCAACAACACCUUCUAAUUUCUAGAGAGAGAAACCGAAAACCCCGCUGUAUAUAAACCUUAAAAAUUAAAUACAACCACAAAAACUAAUUGUAAGACAUAAAAAAAAAAAACAAUUUUUACCUGAACAGGUUAAAAAAAAAUAGAUUGAAUUUUUCUCGACUUUUUACAGAAAAAGUGUAAACAAAAUACAAAUUAAGAAAAAGAACAAAUUUUUUGUUGUGUGAGAAUUACAGUGAAUAAUACUUCAUUUCUGUGUCUCCUCAUCCCAUUUUUGGCUUUCCAAUAGUGAUAGCCACGCCUCUUUCUCCUCAUCUCUUUCAAAUCUUCUAGGGUUCUCUCUGUUGGAAGAAGACUAAUUCAAUCACGAGGAGGUUACCUCUGGUUCCCUCGCCGAGGCAAGGAAGGCAGGAAAUAAUUCAUUUGAUCAAAAGAACAACAGUAUGGCUGUUUCUAUGAGGGAUUUAGAUCCAGCUUUCCAGGGAGCUGGGCAAAAAGCUGGAACGGAGAUCUGGCGCAUUGAGAACUUCCGCCCCGUUCCUGUUCCCACAUCGUCCCAUGGGAAGUUCUUCACAGGAGAUUCAUACAUUAUUCUGAAGACAACUGCCUUGAAAAGUGGUGCAUUUCGGCAUGAUAUCCAUUAUUGGCAAGGGAAAGAUACGAGUCAGGACGAAGCUGGUACUGCAGCCAUGAAGACAGUUGAACUAGAUGCUGCCCUUGGAGGACGUGCUGUCCAGUAUCGGGAGGUGCAGGGCCAUGAAACCGCUCAAUUUCUAUCAUAUUUUAAACCAUGUAUCAUCCCCCAAGCAGGUGGUGCUUCAUCUGGGUUCAAGCACGUUCAGCCCGAGGAACAUGAAACCCGCCUAUAUGUUUGCAAAGGAAAGCAUGUUGUCCACGUUAAAGAGGUUGCUUUUGCAAGAUCAACACUCAAUCACGAUGACAUUUUUAUUUUAGACACCAAGUCUAAAAUCUUUCAAUUUAAUGGUUCUAACUCAUCCAUUCAAGAGAGGGCUAAAGCCUUAGAAGUUGUCCAGCACAUUAAAGAUACUUAUCACGAUGGGAAAUGUGAGGUAGCUGCUAUUGAGGACGGGAGGUUGAUGUCUGAUGCUGAAACUGGAGAAUUCUGGGGAUUUUUUGGUGGCUUUGCUCCACUUCCAAGAAAAACUGUCUCUGAAGACGAUAAAACUGUGGAAGCUUCUACACCUAAGCUUCUCCGCAUCACCAAAGGGCAGACAGAACCUGUUGAUGCUGAUCCUUUGACAAGAGAGUUGUUAGACACAAAUCAUUGCUACAUUUUAGAUUGUGGUAUAGAAGUAUUUGUGUGGACGGGAAGGAAUACUUCUCUCGAUGAUCGAAAAACUGGCAGUACAGCUGUUGAAGAGUUGGUUCGUGGCCCCGACCGACCAAAAGCUCAUGUUAUCCGUGUUAUUGAAGGGUUUGAAACAGUUGUAUUUCGAUCGAAGUUUGAUUCAUGGCCUCAAACAAAUGAUGUAACUGUAUCUGAGGAUGGUAGAGGCAAAGUUGCUGCACUCUUAAAGCGCCAAGGAUUUAAUGUUAAGGGCCUUCUAAAGGCUGCUCCUGCAAAAGAAGAACCUCAGCCAUAUAUUGAUUGCACUGGAAAUCUUCAGGUUUGGCGUAUAAAUGGCCAGGAAAAGACUCUCAUACCAUCUGCCGAACAGUCCAAGUUUUAUAGUGGAGAUUGCUAUAUCUUUCAAUACUCAUAUCCAGGCGAAGAUAAAGAGGAGAUCCUCAUUGGUACUUGGUUCGGGAAGCAGAGUGUUGAGGAGGAGAGAACUGCAGCAAUAUCACUGGCAAGCAAGAUGGUUGAAGCUUUGAAGUCUCAGGCAGCACAGGCUCGUAUCUUCGAAGGAAACGAACCCAUCCAGUUUUUUUCGAUCUUUCAGAGCUUUGUCGUGUUCAAGGGUGGGGUUAGUUCUGGGUAUAAGAAUUACAUUUCGGAGAACGGAGUAGCUGAUGAGACAUAUUCAGAAGAUGGGGUUGCAUUAUUUCGCGUUCAAGGUUCUGGACCUGAGAACAUGCAGGCUAUUCAAGUUGCACCGGUGGCUUCAUCAUUAAAUUCUUGUUACUGUUACAUAUUACAUAGCGGUUCCACAGUCUUUACAUGGUCCGGGAACCUUACUACGGCAGAUGACCAUGAGCUUGUAGAGAGACAGCUAGAUAUAGUAAAGCCAAAUCUUCAGUCCAAACCACAGAAAGAGGGCACAGAAACUGAUCAAUUCUGGGAGUUGCUUGGAGGCAAACUUGAAUUCCCUGGACAGAAAAUUACAAGGGAUGCAGAAAGUGAUCCUCAUCUAUUUUCAUGCUCUUUCUCAAAAGGCAAUCUUAAGGUGUCAGAGAUAUACAACUUUUCCCAGGAUGAUCUGAUGACUGAAGAUAUAUUCAUCCUAGAUUGCCAUUCAGACAUAUUUGUUUGGAUCGGGCAACAGGUUGAAUCUAAGAGUAAAACUCAAGCUUUGACCAUUGCAGAGAAAUUUAUCGAGCAAGAUGUUCUCCUUGAAAAGUUAUCUCGUGAUGUUCCAAUAUUUAUUGUAAUGGAAGGGUUUGAACCAUCUUUCUUCACACGUUUCUUCACCUGGGACUCUGCCAAAUCGGCCAUGCAUGGAAACUCAUUUCAGAGGAAGUAUUCGAUCAUGAAAAAUGGAGUUGCUCCAACCCCAGAUAAGCCCAAGAGGAGACCUCCAGCAUCAUAUGGUGGAAGAUCAAGUGUUCCAGACAAAUCACAGCGAUCCAGAAGCAUGUCUUUUAGUCCAGACAGAGUCCGUGUUAGAGGCAGGUCUCCAGCUUUUAAUGCACUUGCUGCUACAUUUGAGAGCCCUAAUGCCAGAAAUCUCUCUACUCCGCCUCCAAUGGUUAGAAAGAUCUAUCCAAAGUCCGUUACCCCUGAUUCGGCAAAACUGGAUGCAGCAAAGUUGGCUUCAAGAUCAGCGGCCAUAGCAGCUCUCACAGCUUCAUUUGAGCAACCAGCACCACCAUCACCAGCAAGUGCUCCAUCCAGAAUUCCUAAGCCUAAACCGAGCCCUGAGACGCCAAAAUCAGAACCAACCUCCAAUUCAAUGAGUAGUAGAAUAGAAGCCCUAACUAUUCAGGAAGAUGUGAAAGAGGAUGAAGCUGAGGACGAGGAAGGACUUCCUAUAUACCCAUAUGAACGUCUGAAAGUGUUUUCAACCGAUCCUGUUACAGAUAUUGAUGUAACCAAGCGAGAGACAUAUCUCUCUUCAGAAGAGUUCAGGGAGAAAUUCGGGAUGGCAAAGGAUGCUUUCUAUAAGUUACCGAAAUGGAAGCAGAACAAGCUUAAAAUGGCACUUCAAUUGUUUUGAAGUCUCCUAUAUCUUUCAAAUUUCUUUUUGGCUCCUGCAAGCAGAUGGGGAGAAGGCAUGCUUGCCAAUCUGGAUGCUAAAUAUUGUCUUAGGCGUGAGGGGACAGCAGUGCCUUUUUAGCUGCUUCUGCUCCCAAAGAAGCUGAGUUUUCAUGGUUCACGGACUGUUACCAGGUUUUCCCAGUUCUCCUUCCAUGUUUGUUUGGAUUUCCAUUUUUUUUCCCUUUUGAUUUUUUAGGUGUUUGGUAUAUCAUUAUUCUUUCUGGUCACAGUUUGGUUGUGAGCUUGCAAUAUUUUUUUUUGUUCUAUUAUUAAUUUAACAAAUUGUUUCUAGCAGUAAGUAAAAAGAAAAUGUCAACAAGGCUUACAUGUAGCCAGAAACAACAUAGAAAUUGUAUUUUGUAAUCGAGGAUGCAAGGUGUGUAUAGCAGAGUGUAAAAUCAUUUGGUGCCAAAACCAGUCGGUCUUUUUUUGUGUCAAUAAUGAAAAUUCUUCCUUUCUCUUUUUUCCCUUA
Molecule: messenger RNA, 3860 nt
Organism: Papaver somniferum (opium poppy)
Lineage: Eukaryota; Viridiplantae; Streptophyta; Magnoliopsida; Ranunculales; Papaveraceae
Product: villin-4-like
Exons: 24
Coding region: 453-3347 (964 amino acids)
Biological process (GO): actin filament severing; cytoskeleton organization
Molecular function (GO): actin filament binding
Source: RefSeq, a predicted model, not a curated record